This is a messenger RNA of Cladocopium goreaui, 1236 nucleotides long. Lineage: Eukaryota; Dinophyceae; Suessiales; Symbiodiniaceae. The record is from the annotation of a GenBank genome assembly.
AUGCUGGCGACAUAUGAUCAGGGCAACCGCAAUUCCAAGGCUGCAGACCCCCAUUCAAAAGAAGCGAAAGCGUCAGCUGGAGAUUCAUCAGCUGCGUUCACCGAAAAGUCGUUGGAGUUUCUGGCCCUGAUGAUGGAAUCUAUGAAAGAGAUGCAAAAGCGAAUGAACGACUCCAAAGAUGAGGCUGGCUUGGUGAAGGGUGUCGAAACCAUCCGAACUGGCAGUCCUGAUCUUCCUGUUCUAGCACCAUGGGAAGCCCAACAAGGACCGUUGAUCCUUGGCGAUUGGCUGUUGCUGGCAAAGCCCAUCAUAGCCGACUUGUCCUUAACUGCAGGUGAAUGGUGGCGAAGCACUGUCAAAUCAGCUGAGGAGUCGUACAAGCUUCACAUGAGUUUGAGCCCUUUGGAAAGAAUCAAGCACCCCUGUCAAGCACCGCCUGAGAUCACCAUGGAAAAGUGGCAACGUGUUGAACGCCGAGCGAGAAAUCGCGCAAAAGAAAUCGGAGCUGUUCCUCCGGAUCCAGCCCUACAACGGAAGGGGCUCCUCAAAAUGUCAAAGAAGCAAUUGGAAAGCCAUCGAGAACUGCAGUUCAGAGUCUCCCUAGUCCGGUCUGGGCUUGGUGUGGACACUACACCAAAUGAUGUAAAUGUGGAGCAGUUUGCAUACCACCUUCUUGCUGAAUUUGAACAACUGGCUCUGACUGAGAAGAAGCCAGGAACAUCCUCGGCCGCUGCCAAGGGUGAACAGCCGAAGCUGAAGUCUUUGGAAGCAGAGAAGUCAAAAGCAAAGAAAGGCGAAGAAGAGACUGGAAGGUACAACAACUACCCUGCAGGUUUGGGCAAGGGAUUUGAUUCUGGAGUGGUUGGCGCCUGGUUGGACGAAGAGCUUGCCCAGAUGUUGCCAGCCUCAUUUGACCUUCGUUUCCAAGAAGUUGCAGAGGUCUUGAUUUGGACAUCUCAUGCAUGCAGCCGCUAUUGGCGGACCAUUUAUGCAUCUGGAUUGUGGCUGAACCGCAACACUGCCCGACAAAUAGAUGGGUACUCUACCCUAGCUUCGCUGACUGCAAAGAUGGGCUACCGUUUGUACCAGAUCCGUCCAAAGCUGCAUAUGAUGUGUCACAUUCAGCUAGACCUUCAGACCUCGCUGGCUAAUCCCCGAAGUGCGUAUGUGAUGAAUCCUGCGGCCCACAUGACGUGGGCGGAUGAGGACUUCAUUGGACGGAUUAAAUCGGAUUAG